This is a messenger RNA of Plectropomus leopardus (leopard coralgrouper), 453 nucleotides long. RefSeq lists its product as uncharacterized. Gene Ontology annotation, cellular component: membrane. The record is from RefSeq and is a predicted model, not a curated record. NCBI's taxonomy places the organism in Eukaryota, Metazoa, Chordata, Actinopteri, Perciformes, Serranidae. Gene Ontology annotation, biological process: sperm-egg recognition.
CUGUUGCAUUGAGAUCUUUCUAAUUGAUUACUUUUUGAUUAAACGUACAUUUUUAAGUGUAAAAGCAAGAUGGUAAAGUUAAUUUGGGUCUGCGCAGCAUUGAUGGCCAUGUUCGUUACAGGUGAAUCUCUGACCUGUCGCACCUGCAAAUUGAGCAUUGCGGAUAAAUGUCUGUACAGCGGCGUUGUGACCUGUAGUGACACUCAGCCCAACUGCUUCUGGGGAAAACUGGCGCUCAACAUCAGUCAUAUUAUGACCCUGCAGACUCGGGGCUGCAUGGCCUCGUCUCUCUGCAACAAGACCGAAAUGGGAGCCCUCCUGACUGCCGGAUACACCUUCACCACGACCUGCUGCAGCACCGACUGCUGUAAUGGAGCCACGUCCAUUCAGCUCCCCGUCACUGCUGCUUUGGGCGUCACCCUGAUGGCUGUUUGGAACAACUGUAUCCUAUGA